UUGGCCGGGUUUUGAGACUAAGGGGCGGAAAAUGGACCACUUGGGGGCAUAUUGAGAUGGCGGCCAACCUGCAAAGCCUACUGUGAGUCGACGUGACAAUUCAAAAACUAACCUCACUUACGAUUUAUGCGAUUUCAACACAAACACUUUACUCUUCUAAUCAUUAUAAACAUAAUUCACUCAAUUAUAACCACACUUUUUUAAAAACUUGCGUUUCUUCGAUGAAAAACCUCACAAAUUCCGUACAAACAAAAACAGUAACUAAUGACGUAACAAAAAGUGAACGCUGGACAAGGGACAAAAAAUUUAAGUCAAACACGGCCCAAGAAAAAAUUCGGACAUAAAUAAAACAUUUAUUGAGUGAAAUAUUACAUGCUGAUCAACUUGUUUUAACCAACAUUACUCAAAUAAUUAAUAAAUUUUUUGUCAAUCUAUAUUUUCGUAAUUAUUAGUUUGACAUAUCUGUCUAUUGUCAAAAAACUGUCACAAUCAGCUGUUUAUGUUUUAAUAAAAUUUAAUAUUCUUGAAAAUAAUGGUCGAAGAAGUGAAAAACAACCUUCAGGAGCUUCUAUCGAAGGUUUCCGGCUUGUAUGGCGUCGUAAUCACCGACCGUGAUGGUGUCCAUUUACUCAAAGUUAAUACAGAUAAGGCCCCAGAACACGCAAUGAGGCCUAACUUUAUUUCAACAUUUGGACUUGCUGUGGACCAAGGAAGUAAAUUAGGAUUAGGAAAAACAAACACCCUGAUUUGUGUCUACUCCCAAUACCAAGUUAUACAAAUGAAUAAACUUCCACUUAUUGUAACAUUUAUUGCUAGUGAUACUUGUAAUACAGGACAUAUUUUGGCAAUAGAAAAACAAUUAGAUUCUAUAGUUUCGAAUUUGGCUCUUGCAGUCGCUGAAUCCUAAUUUUAUGUACAUAUAUUUUUUGUAUUCUAUUAAUUAAUGAAUAAAAUGAUUUUUGUAUGCUA
Tribolium madens (black flour beetle) is the source of this 969-nucleotide messenger RNA. RefSeq names its product ragulator complex protein LAMTOR3-A (gene Lamtor3). The record is from RefSeq and is a predicted model, not a curated record. Gene Ontology annotation, biological process: positive regulation of TOR signaling; cellular response to amino acid stimulus. Gene Ontology annotation, cellular component: Ragulator complex. NCBI's taxonomy places the organism in Eukaryota, Metazoa, Arthropoda, Insecta, Coleoptera, Tenebrionidae. Bases 533 to 907 code for a protein of 124 amino acids. The transcript has a single exon.